UAAAGGUCACGUGGUGCUCCUCCCCUCACCUUCUGGAACCGCCGUCACCGCUACCUACUGGUUUUCUGUCUUUCCUGCGACAGCGGACGCGGCAAUGUUUGCUGUGAGGUCCGCGGCGGCCUGCAGGCCUGUCUUCGCCGGCUGUCUGCCUUGGUUGAGGUCCGGCGGACAGCAGCUCCUUUCCCUAGCUGCCUUUCACGGCUCCGCGCAGCGUCCCAAGGCCAAAGUCGCUGUAAUUUUGUCUGGAUCUGGUGUCUAUGAUGGCACAGAAAUUCAUGAGGCCUCAGCGAUAUUGGUUCACUUGAGUCGUGAAGGUGCUGAAGUUAAGAUGUAUGCACCUGAUGUUCCUCAAAUGCAUGUUAUUGACCAUACCAAGGGACAACCAACAGAGAAUGAAAAACGGAAUGUUUUGGUUGAAUCAGCAAGGAUUGCUCGAGGCAAGGUUACUGACUUGUCAAAACUUAAUUCUAAGGACUAUGAUGCUGUUAUCUUUCCUGGGGGAUUUGGAGUUGCCAAAAACCUGUGUACAUUUGCAGUCGAUGGAAAGGAUUGUAAAGUCAAUAAAGAUGUUGAACGAAUCCUAAGUCAGUUCCAUAAAGAAGGGAAACCAAUUGGCUUGUGCUGUAUUUCACCAAUUCUUGCAGCCAAAGUAAUUCAGGGUACAGAAGUGACAGUAGGACAUGAACAAGAAGAAGAAGGGAAAUGGCCUUAUUGUGGGACUGCAGAAACCAUUAAAGCCUUAGGAGCAAAGCACUGUGUGAAAGAAGUAACUAUAUCCUUUUAGGUUGUCAGUAAACAGGUCAGCAGUUUUCUGUCUUUUGUCAGAUACUGCCAUCAUAAACAAAGCUUAAAAUGUUACAAAUUGGACUAAUCACCUUGGGCUCCUUCCUUUGGAGAAGACCUUAUAUUACUAUGGGUUUCAUGUAAGUAGGAAAGGAAAUAAGUAGUAUGUAGUAGCUACUAUGUGCCAGCCCUGUGAUAAGCCCUUUAUAAAUAUCUCUUUUAAUUCUCUCAACAAUGCUAGGAGUUAUGUACUGUGUUUUGUGUCCAUGAUACAGCUGAGAAAACUGAGGCAGACAGAAGUGACUUGCUCAGGAUCAGAUAACUUAGUCAGUAUCUAAGGUCAUAUUUGAAGUCAGUUCUAAGUGAUUCCAAGCUUAAUGUCUCCUCCCUAAAUGAUGAUUGGAUUGUCUUCCAUAUUCUCAAAUGUCAGGCAACUAAUAUAACUUUCAUGGCAAAUUGGCUCAAUUGUCACAAAAUAAUCGAGACCUUUCAAUAAGGAGUUACUCAGCAAUAUCAAGAAGAAAGUUAGGAAUUGGUUCUCAGGUGCAGGUGGGUAAAUACUAGAUAAAUAAUUAAAUAUUAUCUAGAUAAGUACCAGAUGAACUGGCUGUUUGUUGACUUUUUCUUUUCCAUAACUUCUCCUUACGAAGCUCAUGUGGACACCAAGAACAAAGUUGUCACAACUCCAGCUUUUAUGUGUGAAACAGCAUUGCACCAUAUUUUUGAUGGGAUUGGGUUGAUGGUCCGGAAUGUUUUGAAACUAACUAAAAAAUAAGAACUCAGAUUCUCUGUAGCAACAAAUGGCUUGAGUAGAACAAUAUCAGCUAUAAAGUACUUUGACCUGGUUACCUUUAUUUUUUUUUUUCUUGUGUGUUGAUAAAGGUCUGACCAGAUAGGGCAAAAAAGCUGCCUUUUUUCUUCUUCUGCCUCUCCAUGAUGAAAAUCUUUAUUUCCUACCCAAGGAGAGGACUUUUUAAGUUGCUAAUUUAGAGGUGAGACAUUUCAUCAUAGCAUUGGUUCGAUUCACUCGUUAAAGGAAGGAGGGAAUUCCCAGAAUUUAUAGUAGUAGUUGUAAUGUGUUUUUUUUUUUUUACAACAUACCUCUUAAUUUAAAACCUAGACCAGUUUUUUCUGGAUGCUAAUUGAAUAAACAUAAUAUUUUAUAAUCCUAUAUCAAUACUUUUUAUUAUUUGGAAAUGGAGGGAUAUAAUGUUUAACUUCUCAUUUUCCAAAUCUGAAUGUAAAUGGAACCAAUAAAAUAAAAGAAAUAAAUACUUUGUAUUUGUUUGUGAAUUUGUACUGAUGUAUAUGACAUGUAGCAAAAAAUACCUCUAACCAAAGAGAAUGUGUUUAAUUCUUCAGUGAAAUUACAUUUUUACAGUGUUGGGCCUUUUGAUACAGUAAUAAAUGUGGUACCAAGAA
Messenger RNA from Antechinus flavipes (yellow-footed antechinus), 2205 nucleotides. Its product is annotated as putative glutamine amidotransferase-like class 1 domain-containing protein 3B, mitochondrial. The record is from RefSeq and is a predicted model, not a curated record. Lineage: Eukaryota; Metazoa; Chordata; Mammalia; Dasyuromorphia; Dasyuridae. The transcript has 6 exons. Gene Ontology annotation, cellular component: mitochondrion. The coding region runs from base 95 to 784 and encodes 229 amino acids.